CACUGUAGAAAGAGGAUAGACGAAUAAGCCCUCUCUUGUUUCUGGUUUGGUAGAGAAUAGUGCGCAACAGAAACUUUAGAGUUAUCGUAGACUUUGUCGGAUAGGUAUACGCGUCGCGGUUCGUAUCCAAAAAAACGCGCCGCUUUUUCGAAUUUCUGUAUUUUAUGUAAUCGUGCACGUCUGUCUAAUGAUGACGGAAACUGUGGUAACUGUGCAAGACGCGCCCAACAGCAAUGCGGCUAAUAAACAAAGUGAAAGAGGACAUCCCUUAGGUUGGAUUAAAAUAAAUUUGGAUUAUUUUAAGACCGUGCCUGGAAUUCUUAAAUUGCUACAAUUGGUAUGCGGUAUCAUAUGUAUGUCAUGUGCGAAUACAAGGUUCGAGAAAGCGACACAUUUCUUCAUGUUCGUAGCAGUUAUGAGCUUCAUCUUUACACUUUUAAUGGUAGUUGCUUACUUGAUUAGUCUGCGAGAGGCUUUAGCGAAAUUUCCGAUCAACGUGCUUAUGAGCGAAUUAAUCACAACGGGUAUAUGGGCCGUAUGCUAUCUAAUAGCGUUUAUUAUCCAAUUAGCGAUUUGGUCCAGUAGCUGGUUCCCAGAUCGAGGUGCCAAUAUAGCGGCGGGGGUAUUUGGUAUAAUUAACACGGGAUUGUAUGGAUUUGGGACAUACCUUUUAUAUGUAGAGUCGAGGAGUAUAAGUUAGGUUGUAAGCGGAGGAAGGUUCUACGUUCAUUUACAGUGUGUCUUUUUUCUUCCAAAUUGAACAGCACUUU
Molecule: messenger RNA, 770 nt
Organism: Photinus pyralis (common eastern firefly)
Lineage: Eukaryota; Metazoa; Arthropoda; Insecta; Coleoptera; Lampyridae
Exons: 4
Coding region: 188-700 (170 amino acids)
Cellular component (GO): membrane
Source: RefSeq, a predicted model, not a curated record